AAACUUCCCGUGAGCCUCUUUACACCGACUAGUGUGCGUUGUUUGUGGUGUGACUGAAUGAACUAAAGUUAAAAUGGCUAGCGACGGACCACCAGGAACCGACGUCAACCCGUUCGACCUGGGUGGUGCUGUGGUGUCCCUGAACACAUGGAGCGUCCCCGAGCUGCAAGCGAAACUGGCCGAGAUCGGUGCGCCAAUAAUGGGGCCGAGAGAUGACUUAAUUGACCGACUGAAAGGAUACAUGAUGCAGACGGGCAUGAUUCUGAACAAACCCAACAUGCCAGGUGGAGAUGACAAGUCAAUGACACAGAUGCCAGGUAUCCCGCCCCUCCCCCCGAUCCCCCCGAUGCCGCUCCCCCCGGGCAUGGGCAUGCUGCAGGCCAUGAGCAUGAUGGGCGCACCCCCUCCCCCUGGCAUGCACAUGGGCAUGGAGCCGCCCGGCCUGUCUCCGGACCCACUCAAGAUGGCACAGCAGCGGGCAGCCAUGGGUGAGUCUCGGGUCAUGGAGGAGCAGAUGAAGGAGCAGGAGCUUCUGGAACAGCAGAAGAGGGCUGCAGUGCUGUUGGAGCAGGAGAGGCAGCAGGAGAUGGUGGUGAAGCUCCAGCAGGGUCCCCCCGGCGUGCGGAUGAUGCCAGACUCCAGCCCCCGAGCCACCCUCAUCCCCAUGUCCAGCCUGCCCCCCAUGAGAGCUAUGACGACGAGUGGCCCGCCCCCCCCUGGCGUUUCCAUGAUGUCCAUGUCCAGCCAGAAGCAGCGUAUGCCCCCCCCACCUGGAGAAGAUGGCAGAGAGUCUUGGCAGGGUGAAGAUGUGGGUAUCGGGCCUAAGAUCCCUCAGGCGCUGGAGAAGAUCCUGCAGCUGAAGGAGAUCAGACAGGAGCAGCUCAACACUGUCCCCCCAGCGGAAGACGAAAACGAGGCUCUAGACGCAGAACUGAACAGCUCCCUUGCCCUGUCAGAGACGGAGGAGGACGACUCCGGCCUCUCCAAAAAGGAGAAAAACCGCCGUCGCCGCAACAGGAAGAAGAAGAAGAAGAAGCGCGACCAGGAGAACCAGCCCCAGAAGGAGAACGAGGAGGAUGACAAGAAAGGAGGGAAGGAGAAGGAGAAAGAGAAAGACAAGGACAAGGAGCCAGAGGUGGAGAUCGAGUACAUCACUGAGGAGCCAGAGAUCUACGACCCCAAUUUCAUCUUCUUCAAGAGGAUCUUUGAAGCCUUCAAGCUGACGGACGACAUCAAGAAGGAGAAGGAGAAGGAGCCGGAGAAGACGGAGAAGCCGGAGCUCACCGCCAUCAGGAAGAAGGGAUUCGAGGAGGAGAAGAAGGACAGCGACGACAGCGAUGAUGAAGUGAAGACUGACGGCCCCAAGAUGUCCAAGAAGAAGCUGCGUCGCAUGAACAGACUGACUGUGGCUGAACUCAAACAGCUGGUGGCGCGCCCCGAUGUGGUGGAGAUGCACGACGUGACGGCGCAGGAGCCCAAGCUGCUGGUGCACCUGAAGGCCACGCGGAACACCGUGCCCGUGCCGCGCCACUGGUGCUUCAAGCGCAAGUACCUGCAGGGCAAGAGGGGUAUCGAGAAGCCGCCCUUCGAGCUGCCCGAGUUCAUCAAGCGCACCGGCAUCCAGGAGAUGAGAGAGGCACUGCAGGAGAAGGAGGACGCUAAGACCAUGAAGACUAAGAUGCGGGAGAAGGUUCGGCCCAAGAUGGGCAAGAUCGACAUUGACUACCAGAAGCUGCACGACGCUUUCUUCAAGUGGCAGAUCAAGCCCAAGCUCACCAUCCAUGGGGAUUUGUACUACGAGGGGAAGGAGUUUGAGACUCGUCUGAAGGAGAAGAAGCCUGGUGAUCUGUCUGAUGAGCUGCGUAACGCCCUGGGCAUGCCCACUGGACCUAACUCUCACAAGGUCCCCCCUCCGUGGUUGAUCGCCAUGCAGCGGUACGGCCCUCCUCCCUCCUACCCCAACCUGAAGAUCCCUGGACUCAACGCUCCCAUUCCUGACGGAUGCUCGUUCGGGUACCACGCGGGGGGCUGGGGGAAGCCUCCCGUGGACGAGACGGGGAAGCCGCUGUACGGAGACGUGUUCGGGACCAACGCUAUAGACUUCCAGGCUAAGGCGGAGGAGGAGGAGGUGGACCGGACUCCGUGGGGAGAGCUGGAGCCGUCAGAUGAUGAGUCGUCUGAGGAAGAGGAGGAGGAGGAGAGCGAUGAAGACAAGCCCGAUGAGACUGGCUUCUUCACACCCGCCGACAGUGGUCUGAUCACUCCUGGAGGCUUCUCUUCUGUCCCUGCCGGCAUGGAGACCCCAGAGCUCAUUGAGCUGAGGAAGAAGAAGAUCGAAGAGGCCAUGGACGGAAAUGAGACUCCUCAGCUCUUCACUGUACUGCCAGAGAGGAGGACAGCUGCCGUGGGCGCCGCCAUGAUGGCCUCGACACACAUCUACGACGUCUCUGGGGCGAUGGCGGGUCGUAAGGCGGGCGGCGCGGGCGACAGCCAGGGCGUGGAGGUGGCUCUGGCCCCCGAGGAGCUGGAGCUGGACCCCAUGGCCAUGACACAGAAGUACGAGGAGCACGUGCGCGAGCAGCAGGCCCAGGUGGAGAAGGAGGACUUCAGCGACAUGGUGGCCGAGCACGCUGCCAAACAGAAGCAAAAGAAGAGGAAGGCUCAGCCCCAGGACACACGUGGCGGAGCGAAGAAGUACAAGGAGUUCAAGUUUUAGUCGGAUGAGAGGGUGACUGAGGGAGAGAUUAAAGGUAGAGGAGGAGAAGAAAGGAGAGCGGGGGAGGGAAAAGAGAGAUUGAGAGAAAGCAAUACUUGUCACACACACACACACACACACCCCUUUUCUCAACAUUAUUUUGAACCAUGCUUCUAGUACUUGUGUGUUUUCUACAACAGUUGCCCAACAUUACGUGAGUGCAUGACCCAUAAAAAUGACAUCUGAGCAUAGAUGCUUCUCACCGGCCUCGGCCGUGCAAGGAGUGAGCCAUACGUGCGUCACUGGUUUUAAAUAUGUGCCCCUCGAAAGGUUUCGGUUCUUUCUUUUUGCAUUUACACACUGUGUUGUAAAUUGUGACUUCUUGCAUUUCUUGAAUCUUUUUUUUGUUUUGUUUUUUCCCCUGUUAUUUGAACAUGUUUUUAGUAACUUUGCCAGUCUGUACACACUGAUGGGGUGUGUCUUGCAUGACAACACACCAAAAAUGUCUCUUGUAACUUUUUGUUCUCAUGGAUUUUCACUUUUUUUUUUGUUUGUAAAUAAAAGACCAGUCUGUACCCUUUUAAA
This is a messenger RNA of Clupea harengus (Atlantic herring), 3280 nucleotides long. RefSeq names its product splicing factor 3b, subunit 2 (gene sf3b2). Gene Ontology annotation, cellular component: nucleus; U12-type spliceosomal complex. The record is from RefSeq and is a predicted model, not a curated record. NCBI's taxonomy places the organism in Eukaryota, Metazoa, Chordata, Actinopteri, Clupeiformes, Clupeidae.